Tilletiaria anomala UBC 951 is the source of this 1994-nucleotide messenger RNA. RefSeq names its product general substrate transporter. The record is from RefSeq and is a predicted model, not a curated record. Gene Ontology annotation, molecular function: carbohydrate:proton symporter activity. Gene Ontology annotation, cellular component: membrane. NCBI's taxonomy places the organism in Eukaryota, Fungi, Basidiomycota, Exobasidiomycetes, Georgefischeriales, Tilletiariaceae. The transcript has 4 exons. Gene Ontology annotation, biological process: transmembrane transport; carbohydrate transport. The coding region runs from base 241 to 1854 and encodes 537 amino acids.
UGACAACAGCUUACCUAGACAGCCGUAUGUGACCUUUGUUGUGGGCGCAUGCAAGCCGUCUUGACGCAUAUAUAGAUCUCGGGAAAGCUGCCGACCGACAGCUCCCGCCCAUCCCGCCCAUCCCCUCCAUCCCCUGCUUACCCAUCGACAAGGGGGCCUGUCCAUCUCAUCUCUGCAUCUACCGCUACUUGUCCACCACCCAUCGACACAUUGCUACGGUUCCAUCACACGUUGCCCAACAUGGUCAGUCUCCGGCCCCAAGAAGAUCCGCAUCGGCCGGCGCCAAAGCAGAUCUACAACAUCCGCGUAUAUGCUCUCGCCGCCGCAGCCUCCUUUGCGUCGAUGAUGAUCGGCUACGACUCGGCCUUCCUCGGCACAGUCCUCGUCCUGCCGUCCUUCAUAAAGGACUUUGGCACCCUGGCACCCAACACGUCCGCCAACCUCGUGACGACGUACCAGAUCGGUGCGCUCUUUGGCGCCGUCAUCGGUUACCCGCUCGCCUUCUACUACGGCAGACGCUGGGGUCUCGUCACAUGCGCGGCCCUCUUUGCCAUCGGAUCCGUCGUCAUGGUCAUUGCGUCCCCUUCCACCGGUCUCGGCCCCAUUUACGGUGGUAGAGCCGUUGCCGGCAUCGCCAUCGGUGCAGCGAGUAACUUGACGCCGCUUUACAUCUCCGAGAUUGCUCCUACUGCCAUUCGUGGUCAGCUGGUUGGCCUCUACGAAGCAGGCUGGCAGGUUGGCGGUCUUUUGGGGUUCUGGAUCAACUAUGCCGUCCAAACCACCCUCCCCGAAUCCACCACCCAAUGGCGCAUCCCGUUCGCCGUGCAGCUUAUCCCUGGUGGUCUCUUCCUCCUCUGCUCUCCUUUCCUCAUUGAAUCUCCGCGCUGGCUCCUGAGCAAGGACAGGCAUGAACAUGCAGUGAAGAACCUCUGCACCAUUCGCCAUCUCCCCAGCGAUCAUCCUUACCUCAUUGAUGAGCUCACGAUGAUGCAGGGCGGUAUCGAGGCGGAGAGGGCACAGGCCGGCAGGGGCAUCAUUGGGCCUUUCAAGCAGCUUCUGCAGGCCGGUGUCAGGUUCCGACUUUUCAUCUCCGUCAUGCUCUUCUUCUUCCAGAAUGGAACAGCUAUCAAUGCUAUCAACUACUACUCGCCCACCAUCAUCAAGAGCUUUGGCAUCACUGGUCUCAAUUCAUCAUUGAUAUCUACUGGCAUCUUCGGCGUCAUCAAGACGGCUGCUGCCUUUGUCUGGCUUCUGCUCCUCAUCGACCAAUUCGGACGCCGACGCAUUUUUAUUACUGGUUCCAUCGGCUGCGGCCUCAUGCUCUGGUGGAUGGCCAUCUACCUGGCGGCGGCGCCAAAGAACAGCUUCGCGACCGGAGAGCUCACACCUGGAAGCAGGAGCAUGCUUGCCGCUUUCUACAUCUGGACCGUCUUUUAUGGCUCCACUUGGAACGGAACACCUUGGGUCUUUGGCUCAGAAGCUUUCCCGAUGGGCUCGCGCUCGGCAGGUCAAUGCUGUGCGGCCUUUGCCAACUGGGCGUGGAACUUGCUCGUCGCUCGCACGACGCCGCUCGCAUUUGCCGCCAUCGGUUCAAACUUUUACUUUGUCUUUGCCGCUGUCACGACUGCGUCCAUCCCCUUCGUCUACUUCCUGCUCCCCGAGACGAAGCAGAUCCCUCUCGAGCACAUGGACGAGCUGUUCAGCUCGCCCGAGCCAGCACGCCGCGCGGGGCCAGUCCUCCGCCAGCAGCUCAGCGAGCGGGCACGACCCAGCGAUGCAAUCGGUGCCACUGCCGCUGCUAGAAACAGGACGGGCAGUGCGGGAAGCAGCAGCGAGUCAGACAUCGAGAAAUAGGGCUCUUACAUCAACAAACGGAUUCAAGAGACUCACAGUCACGCCUUUCAAAAGCAAAGGGACUGAGGUUAUUACGGUGAUCGUGCGUCGCUCUUUUCAUGUUGUAUUUUAUCGCGUGCGCUCCAAAAAGCAUGUCGUCG